This is a messenger RNA of Aspergillus clavatus NRRL 1, 2790 nucleotides long. RefSeq names its product putative kinesin family protein (KinA). The record is from RefSeq and is a predicted model, not a curated record. The transcript is spliced from 5 exons. NCBI's taxonomy places the organism in Eukaryota, Fungi, Ascomycota, Eurotiomycetes, Eurotiales, Aspergillaceae. The coding region runs from base 1 to 2790 and encodes 929 amino acids. Gene Ontology annotation, molecular function: ATP binding; microtubule binding; microtubule motor activity. Gene Ontology annotation, biological process: microtubule-based movement; mitotic spindle organization.
AUGGCGUCAACGGGUCUUAUCGGCUCCAACACCAUCAAGGUCGUUGCGAGAUUCCGACCGCAGAACAAAGUCGAACUAUCGUCCGGAGGAGAGCCGAUCGUCGAGUUUGAAAAUGAGCAGUCAUGUCUCAUCAACUCCAGGGAAGGCACCGGAGCCUUUACGUUCGAUCGCGUCUUCCCCAUGGAUUCGAGACAAGGGGAUAUCUUCAACUACUCCAUCCGCCCUACCGUCGACGAUAUUCUGAAUGGUUACAACGGUACGGUCUUUGCCUACGGUCAAACAGGUGCCGGAAAGUCGUAUACGAUGAUGGGUUCCGAUAUCGAUGAUGCGGAGGGCAAGGGUAUCAUUCCGCGUAUUGUCGAGCAGAUCUUCGCCAGCAUUCUCACCAGCCCGAGCAACAUCGAGUAUACCGUGCGCGUCAGUUAUAUGGAAAUCUACAUGGAGCGGAUUCGGGAUCUGCUGGUGCCGCAGAACGACAACCUUCCCGUUCAUGAGGAGAAGUCGCGCGGUGUCUACGUCAAAGGGCUGCUCGAGGUUUAUGUGUCCAGCGUGCAGGAGGUCUACGAGGUGAUGCGGCGUGGUGGUGCGGCAAGAGCGGUGGCCGCGACAAACAUGAACCAAGAAUCGUCCCGGUCGCACUCCAUCUUCGUCAUUACGGUUACGCAGAAGAAUCUCGAGACGGGCUCAGCAAAGAGCGGCCAACUUUUCCUGGUCGAUCUGGCAGGUAGCGAGAAGGUUGGCAAGACCGGCGCAAGCGGCCAGACUCUCGAAGAGGCGAAGAAGAUCAACAAGAGCUUGAGUGCUCUUGGUAUGGUCAUCAAUGCGCUGACUGAUGGGAAAUCGACCCAUAUCCCGUACCGUGACUCGAAGCUCACCCGUAUCUUACAGGAGAGUUUGGGUGGUAACUCUCGCACAACUUUGAUCAUCAACUGCUCGCCCAGUAGCUACAACGAUGCGGAAACGAUCUCGACGCUGCGAUUCGGUGUGCGCGCUAAGGCGAUUAAGAACAAGGCGAAGGUCAAUGCUGAGCUGAGCCCGGCUGAGCUGAAACAGUUGCUUCGCAAAGCCCAGACCCAAGCAACCAACUUUGAGACGUACAUUUCGGCCCUGGAAACCGAAGUUCAUGUAUGGCGAAGCGGUGAACAGGUUCCCAAAGACCGCUGGACACCUGCCCGAGGUAACGAGGCCGUUAGCGCAGCCAAAGUUGAAGCUCGUGCGCCGCGACCCAGCACCCCUUCUCGACUACAGGAAACCCCCCGAUCCGAGACUCCACGACCGGACUCCAGGUUUGGCGAUCGCUCCAGCACCCCUAGCCUGGUUCUCGAGAAGGAUGAGCGGGAGGAAUUCCUUAGACGGGAAAAUGAGCUCCAGGAUCAGAUUGCUGAACGGGAGAGCCAUAUCGCGAAUGUGGAGAGAAGCCUGCGUGAGGCCCGCGAGGAACUGAAGAGCUUGAAGGAGAACUCGACACGUUCUGGAAAGGAUAAUGAAAAGCUGAACACGGAGGUCAAUGAACUUCGUAUGCAACUGGAGAAGGUGUCAUACGAGGGCAAGGAAGCUUCCAUCACAAUGGACAGCCUUCGCGAAGCCAACACCGAAUUGACGACAGAGCUGGAUGAUGUGAAACAGCAACUCCUCGAUGUCAGAAUGAAGGCCAAAGAGACCAGCGCUGCGCUAGAUGAGAAGGAGAAGAAGAAGGCGGAGAAGAUGGCCAAGAUGAUGGCUGGGUUUGACCUGGGAGGGGACGUUUUCUCGGACAACGAGCGCAAACUUCAGGAUCUCAUCCAGCGGGUCGAUGCGCUGCACAAGAUCAGCGAGGCCGGCGAGCCUGUUGCGCCAGAUGAUCUCUCAGAGCUGCGCACCAGUCUGUUGGAGACUCAAGGGUUCAUUCGCCAGGCUGAGCUCACCAUGAAUGACCGGGGUGAAUUGGGCGAGCUGCAGGACAGCCGCAGAGCGGAGGUGGAGCAGAAGCUGGCCGAUCUCGAGCGGGACUAUGAGAAUCUCCUGGAGCGGAACCUGGGUGAAGGCGAUGUCGAGGAAAUCCGGGAGCGGCUAGAGAAGAUCUACGUGGCCCGCAAGGAAGCCGAGAUGCAGGCUGCGGCGGAACUCCGCAGCGAGAUCACACGAAAGGACGAGGAGCUGACCAAGUUGCGUCAGUCCCUUGCCGACUCCCAGUCCAAGGUGUCGACCAACGGUGCUGCGGGUAAGAACCUGCAACAGCAGAUCGCCGAGUUCGAUGCCAUGAAGAAGUCCCUGAUGCGGGAUCUGCAGAACCGCUGUGAGCGGGUGGUGGAACUUGAGAUCUCGCUGGACGAUGCUCGAGAACAGUACAACAACGUGCUGCGCUCAUCCAAUAACCGCGCCCAGCAAAAGAAGAUGGCCUUCCUGGAACGCAACCUGGAACAACUGACCCAUGUACAGCGGCAGCUGGUGGAACAGAACAGCAGCCUGAAGAAGGAGGUCGCCAUCGCCGAGAGAAAGUUGAUCGCUAGGAACGAGCGGAUUGCGAGUCUUGAAAGCUUGCUUCAGGAGAGCCAGGAGAAACUUACUCAGGCGAAUCAUCGGUUUGAAGCUCAACUUACUGCUGUUAAAGAGAGGCUCGAGGCCGCGAAGCAGGGGUCGACAAGGGGUCUUCCGUCUAUGGAUGGCAGCGGCUUCAGCUUCGGGGGUUCGAGGAUCGCUAAGCCGCUCCGAGGCGGCGGCGGCGGAGGGCCAGAGAGCAGUGCUCCGGUCGCGGGAGUCCAGUCGCAGGAGAGUGGAAAGCGCACGAGCUGGUUCUUUGAUCGACGAUGA